Messenger RNA from Talaromyces atroroseus, 1023 nucleotides. Its product is annotated as ATPase get3. NCBI's taxonomy places the organism in Eukaryota, Fungi, Ascomycota, Eurotiomycetes, Eurotiales, Trichocomaceae. Bases 1 to 1023 code for a protein of 340 amino acids. Gene Ontology annotation, cellular component: GET complex. The transcript is spliced from 3 exons. Gene Ontology annotation, molecular function: ATP binding; ATP hydrolysis activity. Gene Ontology annotation, biological process: post-translational protein targeting to endoplasmic reticulum membrane. The record is from RefSeq and is a predicted model, not a curated record.
AUGUCGUCGACCGCUCUAAUCCACGACGACGACGCCCUCGAGCCCACGCUUCAAUCCAUCCUCGACCAGAAAACCCUGCGAUGGAUCUUCGUGGGCGGAAAAGGUGGUGUCGGUAAAACGACUACAUCCUGCUCUCUGGCCAUCCAGCUUUCAAAGGUCCGCAAGUCCGUCUUGCUCAUUUCCACGGACCCCGCACACAACCUCAGCGAUGCAUUUGGACAGAAAUUCGGCAAGGAGGCUCGUUUGGUUGACGGGUUCACGAAUUUGAGUGCUAUGGAAAUCGAUCCCAAUGGCAGCAUCCAGGAUUUGCUAGCUUCUGGUGGCGAGGCACAGGAUGAUCCGUUGGCCGGGCUCGGGAUGGGUGGCAUGAUGCAGGAUUUGGCCUUUAGCAUUCCUGGUGUGGACGAAGCCAUGUCAUUUGCGGAGGUUCUGAAACAGGUGAAAUCCCUGUCAUACGAGGUGAUUGUCUUCGACACAGCGCCUACCGGCCACACGCUUCGCUUCUUGCAAUUCCCGACCGUUCUCGAAAAGGCCUUGGCUAAGCUCUCGCAACUCUCUGGUCAAUUCGGGCCUAUGUUGAAUUCAAUCCUGGGAUCGCGAGGUGGAUUGCCAGGCGGCCAGAACCUGGACGAGCUAAUGCAGAAGAUGGAAUCGCUCCGUGAAACGAUUAGUGAAGUCAACACGCAGUUCAAAAAUGCCGAUAUGACUACCUUUGUCUGCGUGUGCAUUGCCGAGUUCUUGUCGUUGUAUGAAACGGAACGAAUGAUCCAGGAAUUGACCGGUUACUCAAUCGAUACACACUCCAUCGUUGUCAACCAGCUUUUGUUCCCCAAAAAGGACAAUCCCUGUGAGCAGUGCAAUGCGCGAAGGAAGAUGCAAAAGAAGUAUCUAGAGCAGAUUGAAGAGUUAUAUGAAGAUUUCAAUGUAGUGAGGAUGCCCUUGCUAGUGGAAGAGGUGCGAGGGAAGGAGAAAUUAGAGAAGUUUAGCGAGAUGCUGGUGAAGCCAUACGUUCCGCCAGAGUAA